Molecule: messenger RNA, 3866 nt
Organism: Equus caballus (horse)
Lineage: Eukaryota; Metazoa; Chordata; Mammalia; Perissodactyla; Equidae
Gene: RNF212B
Product: ring finger protein 212B
Biological process (GO): protein sumoylation; reciprocal meiotic recombination; homologous chromosome pairing at meiosis
Cellular component (GO): synaptonemal complex
Molecular function (GO): SUMO transferase activity
Source: RefSeq, a predicted model, not a curated record
CACAAGAGCCAAGACUUUUAUUUUCUUUUCUUCCUUCCUAUAUUCUCAGUGUCUAGAACAGUGCUUGGUCUGUGGCAUUUGUUCAGGAAAGCCCUGUUGAAUGAAUGAUUUAAUUGCCAGAUGGAUCCUUCUCCUAUAGUACCCAACAGUAGCAACUUUAUAUAACCACCAGUCAUCUUCACUUCAUCCCUAAAUUUCUCUUUUCCCACUGAGAUGUGUUUCCUGUUUGAGUGUACUACCAUGGAUCUGGAAGCCAGAUUUUUGGAUCAUAGAAAUAUUUCCCCCACUCCUAGGUUAAUGGAUUGGUUUCACUGCAACCAGUGUUUCCGAAAAGAUGGAGCCCAUUUCUUUGUCACCAGCUGUGGCCAUAUUUUCUGUAAAAAGUGUGUGACUCUGGAAAAAUGUGCUGUUUGUGGAACUGCCUGCAAGCAUCUGGCUCUUUCUGAUAACCUGAAACCUCAGGAGAAGAUGUAUUUCAAAAGCCCUGUGGAGACAGCUUUGCAGUAUUUUAAUCACAUCUCCCAGCAGGUGUGGAGUUUCCAGAAGAAACAAACAGAUCUCCUUAUUGCCUUUUAUAAGCAUAGAAUUACAAAGUUAGAAGCAGCUGUGCAGGAGGCACAGCAAACUGUGACCAGCCAGGACAAAGAGCUGUCAGUCUUAAGGAAGGAGAAUGGAGAACUGAAGAAAUACCUAGCCAUCUUAAAGGAAUCUCCAAGUUGGUACCAAGGAAGCAGAUCAACUACACCCCGACCAGUGGGUAUUACUUCCCCGUCACAGUCAGUUACUCCACGACCCAGUUCUCAGCAUAGCAGCCAAGUGGUCAGCCGGUCCUCCUCAGUGGAGUCUAUCCCUUACAGAGUGGCUGGCUUUGGUAGCUUGGGACAAGGAGCCAGAGGCCUGCAGGGAAGGAGCACUCCCAGAGACUCUUUUACUGAAACCCCUUCACCAGCUUCCACUCACAGCCUAUCUUACAGACCUUCAUCUGCCUCCUCUGGACAAGGGAUCUUUUCUUUCAGACCAUCCCUAAAUGGAGUCCUCACCCCCAACAGUUCAGGUCAGAGGGAGAGGAGAACCACACCAGAGAGCCUUCCUGGUUUCCAGCUACCAGUCCUGCAGAUCGCGUACAACUACUCCCCAUGUUUCCUCUUGAAGGAAGACUUUUUGAGCAUCCCCUUGCCAGCCUUACACUCGAGCCGCGCCUUCCCAGCCGAGGGCCCAACCGCUGUCAGCAGCGUCACUGUAAACGAAGCGCCUAGAGCAACCAGGAACUUGUUCGAGAUGGAUCAAAUGUCUUGCCACCCGGAAAGACGAGGAUGCUAGCAGCCCGGCGCCUUUGGCCCCUUCCCGGGUCCAGCUUGCAUCGGACAGGUGUUCUCAAAAACGAAGCGCUGGAGGGAUCACCUCCUUGCAAACCACCCCUCUCUGCCCUAAUAAAGAAGACCUGGAGCUCUGCCUCAUAUUUCGGGACCUUGGUUUUCACUGUCAAGGAAGGGAUGACAAUAAAAUAUACUUUUCACCAAAGCAGUAUUCCACACACUCCGAAGUUCUAGGCCAAAAGUUUGCAUAUUUGGGAUUCUCACUCUUCUGACUAAAACUUGGGAACAAUACUUUCUGAAGUGACUCUUCUGUUCUCAUGCUGGUCUUUGAAAAAGUCUCUUCUUACUUAUUUAGGUCACUUAAUAGCUUAUAUAGUAGUUACAAUAAUUUAUAAAGCAAUUUCAGACUUUGCCCUAUAUUUUGCAGACCUCACCUCUCCCCAUAUACCCACCAAAAGCCAGCCGCCAUAACUGCUACUUCUGAUUCUUCAUCGCUCUGCUUUAAGGUCUAGAGCUCUUUCAGGGUUGCCAGACAUCAGAAAUAUUAUCUCUACUUCAGCAAUGAGCCCUAUUUUCUGUUGCUGGUCUUGUGUUUGCCCCUGCCUCCCCCCUCUCCCUUAUUACAUUCAGUAACAAUCUCAACUCCUAAAAGUCAGCCCCACGUCCUUCAAACUAGUAUCCAGCAAAAGCAUCAUAGGCGUAAACAACAGAAAGACAUAUACUCAGUUUUAAAUUCAGGAAGUUUUGAUCCCUCAGAGUUUAAGCCAGGGCUGAUAGUAUAUACAGACCUUUUCCUGAAUCGUGACUAUUACAAUGCCCCAAUGAUUUGUAUGUAAUGAAGGAAGGGAAAAGUGAAACAUUUUAGGCAGCGGCAGCCCUCAGUUUUCAGUGGAGAGGUCAUUCUCUCAUAAUCCAAACAAUUCAUGAAACUGGAUUAACUCGGAAGAACUCAUGGUGGUUUGGUUGGGAAGCCAGGCAGGCACUGUCUGUGGGAUUUAGCGCCUGCCCCUGGAGGGUUCAGUUAGGCAUUCUGGCAUCACUGACCGUGGCCUUAGAAUAUGAAAGGUGGAGUAGGGAGCAGAAUCAAAGACAAAUUUAGGAGAGGGAAAAUCCCUCUCCUAAAAGGAAAAAAGGAGAAGAAAUUCCUUUGCCCCAGUUCUGGAGUGCAGGCUGAAGCCUCCCUCUGUUACGUGAGUUUUACCCUAAGCUUUAGAAGAUGGAGUGGAAUGGGGCGGGGGAGUGGAAGACAAGAAGAGAUCCAGGCUAACAAUAUCAGAGAGGGGAGGAUCCCACCUUUAGCAAGACAAUAACACUCCCAGCUCUCCCAGAGACUAGUGCUGAAUAAUGGGGACUCAUUAUGUUAUCUCAACAUGGAGAUGUUAAUCCCCCAUCUUUGAUGAAAAUUCUCUCUCCCUUUGCAUGGCUCAGAUAGUAGCAGGACUGACCAGAGGCCCAUUGACCCUAUAGCUAAGCAAGCUGAAGUUUCAGGGUCCUCCCUUGCACAGACCUCUUCCAAAGCACUGGAGGAGCCCCAGCAAGUGUUAAUGUAGUCAGUUUUUGUAAAAUUUGAAAAAAAUAUUUGAACUGCAAUUGGUUAAGGUUGAUGUCUCUUUCCUUUCUGACUUUCCCUCCAUCACACUUCCCCUUUUGUCAGGUGGUGGUGGAGAGGCCAUGGGCAUUUUAGGAUUGGCUAAGGAAGCUGAGUUGGGGAUACAUUAAGUUUGGGUUUAGUACGUAUACAUCUCUGGUUUGCAGCUUCUGUGAAUAGUUAAAUAGUAGGUAUAGUGUUAUGGGCUGAACUGAGUUCCCCUAAAUUCAUGUUAAAGUCGGAACUCCCAAUACAUCAGAAUGUAACUGUAUUUGACGAUAGGGUCUGUAAAAAGCCAAUUAAGUUAAAAUGAGGUCUUUAGGGUAAAUCCUAAUCCAAUAUGACUGUUGUCCUUAUAAGAGGAAAUUUGGACACAGACAUGAACAGAGGAAAGACCAUGUGAAGACAUAGGGUGAAGAUGGCUGUAAGCCAAGGAGAGAGGACCCUCAGAAUGAAAUCAACCAUGCUGACACCUUAUCUCAGACUUCUAGCCUCUAGAACUGUGAGGAUUUCUGUUGUUUAAGCCACGCAGUCUGUAGCAUUUUGUUAAUGCAGCCCUAGCAAACGAAUGCAUAAAGCUUCCAGGAAUGAUCCUAAUGUCAGCAAUUCAGAGCAUAUGACAUUAGUCACUGCAAAUUUGAAAUGCUCCAAAAUCUUACACUACAUAUACCAAAGAAAUGUGAUAGUUUUGUCCCCAAGUUUGACAAAAAUCCUUAAAAAUUAUGACAUUAUCGCUUACAAAGUGUGAAGGCAAAACUUUUCUAAAUUAUCAAGAAUUUUUAAAAAAUGAUCAUGUAGAGGACUGAAAUACCUUUCUCCACUCUUUAUAGAAAACAUAUAUAGUAAUCACAUGAAAAGGUUAUCUAAGAGCAUGCAGCUAAAAGCAAAAUUGUAGGAAAAAAUAUAUAGGUUUGCCAGGUAGAUAACUUUUUAAAAUUUUUCUUGACUUUGUGGUAUUUGUC